AUGUUUAAACUAAACGUCUUCAUCUCAGUAUGGAUGAACAUCCGCAUUCAUGUACUGAACACAAAUGUCUUCACCAGUCAACUUUUCAAAACUUGGACGAAAUGGAUUUUGAAAGGGGGAUAUGGAGUGCUGCGAAAUAACCACAAAGAUAUUUGUGAUUUGUUAAUAACAACUGGGGCAAAUAUUUUUGCCAAGACAAAAAGUGAUGGGGCUACACCUGCACAUCGUGCUGCAUAUACUGGACGACUGAAUAUCUUGCAGUUACUUGUUGACAAAGGUGGGGUCGCACUUUUGGAAUUCGGUGAUGGUGAUGGAAGAAACUGUUUGCAUCACGCGUACCGUGGAAAUCAGCAGAAUGUAAUAAGUUGGAUAUUGGAAAAUUAUCCUCAUCUUUCCACAAUGGCAGACAACAAAGGUAUUCUACCCAUCUCUUUAGCACCUAGCUAG
Trichobilharzia regenti is the source of this 447-nucleotide messenger RNA. Lineage: Eukaryota; Metazoa; Platyhelminthes; Trematoda; Strigeidida; Schistosomatidae. The record is from the annotation of a GenBank genome assembly.